CUUUUCCACUGCGCCUUUCCCAUCCCACCCCUGCCCGCCGCCCCGUCAAUCACACGCACAGGAACCGCAGCCCAAAACCCACCAAUUCCCAAUGGAGAACGGCGACGAAACCCUCGCCUCCCCCACCGCCGCCGCCGCCACCUCCGAGAAGACCGCGCCCAACGGCGGCGUCGCGGAGGAGGAGCAGGUCCCCGUCGCCCACGCCACCAAGUCCUACGCCGCCGUCGUCGCUGAGAACGCCGCGCCCAACGGCGGCGUCGCGGAGGAGGAUGGGGUAACCGCCACCCACGCCACCAGGUCCUACGCCGCCGUCGCCGCCCACGCCGAGAUCGAGGACCUCCGCGCCGCCAAGCUCCACCUGGAGGAGAAGCUCGCCGAGGCCCGCCGUGAGAACGAGGCCAUCGCUGCGGAGGCGCACCGCAUCGAGGGGAUCUUCAUGCAGGCCCGGGAGGAGGCCGACGCUGCCGAGGACGCCGCCACCUCUUCCGAGAAUGAGGUCGCCUCGCUCCGCACUGAGGUCGAGCGCCUCCAGGCCGUCCUCAAGAUCGAGAAGGGUGAGCACGAGUUGGACAAGCGCAGCCACCAGGAGCUCGCCAAGGAGGUAGAGGCCGUACGCCAGGAGAAGCUCAACCUCGAGGAGGAGAUCAAGGCCCUGAAGGCUUCCGACGCCGCCGCCACUGCGAAUGAGAGGGAGGCUGCUCUGGCUGAGGCCCCGAAGGAAGUGGAGGUCGCGUGGCAGGGGAUGGCGGUGGCCGCGGCUGCUGGUGCCGCCGCCACGGCUGCCGUCGUGCUGAUCUAUCUCCGCCUUAAGAGGUAAUCUGGUGCUCGGUUGCGCAGGAAGUUUUCGUGGUGAUGCUGCUAAUACUGAACGGGGAGUAAUAUGACUUCUAUGAGUAGUUGCUUAAUAGCCUACAGAAACAUAGCGAUCUGGAGACUGGUUACGUUUGAUCGCUGUUUUCUUUUACUAGUAUCAUUCUCAGCGCUUUUGGUGGUGACACAACAAUGUUUGGACACAUCGGAUGAUGUGCAACUGAGGAAUGCUGUACGGUUGGUUAUCUUCUCGUUUUAUGUUGCUGCGACGGUUUGUCGUC
Messenger RNA from Phragmites australis (common reed), 1091 nucleotides. RefSeq lists its product as uncharacterized. Bases 92 to 817 code for a protein of 241 amino acids. The record is from RefSeq and is a predicted model, not a curated record. The transcript has a single exon. NCBI's taxonomy places the organism in Eukaryota, Viridiplantae, Streptophyta, Magnoliopsida, Poales, Poaceae.